CAACAAAUGCUUGGUUAAUUGCCAGACCGGAUUCGUCUUGCUGUCGCUGGCUCACCCUUUCCUCUACAUACGUGCAACCCAGCUCAUUCCCCCCUUUUCUUAAUCUCACCAAGAUUCCUCCACUUAUAUAUCCCCUUUCAACUACGCUCUCUCUAUUUACUUUCUGUUUGAUUCUCAACAACUUUUCAGAUUUGAGAAUUUUUUUCCCCAGGAGAGAGGGCAGGCCAGCCAUGGAUCCGUGUCCUUUCGUGCGAAUUAACAUCGGAAAUCUAGCGUUGAAGUUUCCGGCGAAGUAUAGAACGCCGGUGGACUCUUGCUACUGUAAAAUCAAGCUUAGCGGCGGAUUUGCCACCCAAUUUUCGACGGUGCCGGUGAUCCAAGACGCGGAGGGUGUUGUGGAGACUAGGGUUCACGCCUGCUACACCUUGAAGAAAUCGGAGCUUGAGAAGAUGGUGGAGAGGUUGAAGGGGAAAUGUUGCAGCUUAAAGAUUGAGAUAUUUUCCGGCCGGAGUGGAAUCGGGUGCGGGUUUUUUAACGGCGGGAAGCGCGUGGGGAGCGUGGCGGUGGCGUUGGAUUUGAAGGGGUUGGAGAACAGCGCGAGUAGUAGCAGAGGGUGUGUGUUGCAGAACGGGUGGGUCGAAAUUAAGGGUUCUUCUGGUGCGGGUCUGCAUGUUAAUGUUAAGUCCGAGCCCGACCCGAGAUUCGUGUUCCAGUUUGAUGGAGAACCCGAAUGCAGUCCUCAGGUGUUUCAGGUCAAUGGGAAUGUAAAGCAGCCGGUUUUCUCCUGCAAGUUCAGCUUCAGAAACAGCUGCGAUCGUAACUUGAGAUCCAGAUCUUCACUUUCAGAGCCGAGCACAUCAGCAAAUUGCUUUAGCGGAACAGAUGAGAAUGAAAAACCCGGGAAAGAGCGGAAAGGAUGGUCGAUCACCAUCCACGACCUCUCCGGCUCGCCGGUGGCGGCGGCGUCAAUGGUGACGCCAUUUGUUCCGUCGCCGGGGAGUGACAGAGUGAGCCGGUCGAAUCCCGGCGCGUGGCUCAUUCUCCGGCCCGGCCAAGGCACGUGGAAGCCGUGGGGCCGCCUGGAGGCGUGGCGAGAGAGCGGCGCCGGCGACCCCCUAGGGUUCCGGUUUGAAUUAAUCCCCGACGGGAUCACAGACACCGUCACAUUAGUAAACUCGACGAUCAGUAUGAAGAACGGCGGCAACCUUAACAUAGACAUAAUGAACGGACCUACGCCGUUGACUAGUCCAAGCAGCAGCUUCGAUUUCGGCUCGGGUUCAUGGUCCGGGCCCGGAUCCGAUUUCGGGUCCAAUCAGGGAUCCGGGUCGUGGGCCCACAUGCUGUACAGAGGUUUCGUGAUGUCGUCGACGGUGGCCGGCGACGGAAAACGCAGCAUGCCGGAGGUGGAAGUUGGGGUGCAGCACGUGAGCUGCACGGAGGACGCCGCCGCGUUCGUGGCGUUGGCGGCGGCAAUGGAUCUAAGCAUGGAUGCUUGUCGGUCAUUUUCUCAGAAGCUACGUAAAGAGUUGAGGCAAGCGGAUCGAGAAUGAAAAGAUUCUCUCGUGAUUCCCUUAAUUUUAGCCAUUUUAGCUGGCCACUGUACAUUGUAUAUUUGUAUUCAUUUAUUGAUUUGUAUUUUGUACGAUGAGUUUUGAUUGAGGAAUGAAUGAAUUCUUAUUUGGCAUCA
This is a messenger RNA of Ipomoea triloba (trilobed morning glory), 1687 nucleotides long. RefSeq lists its product as uncharacterized. The transcript is spliced from 2 exons. Bases 231 to 1550 code for a protein of 439 amino acids. The record is from RefSeq and is a predicted model, not a curated record. NCBI's taxonomy places the organism in Eukaryota, Viridiplantae, Streptophyta, Magnoliopsida, Solanales, Convolvulaceae.